Messenger RNA from Cyphellophora attinorum, 1071 nucleotides. Its product is annotated as Malic acid transport protein. The coding region runs from base 1 to 1071 and encodes 356 amino acids. The transcript has 2 exons. Lineage: Eukaryota; Fungi; Ascomycota; Eurotiomycetes; Chaetothyriales; Cyphellophoraceae. Gene Ontology annotation, biological process: malate transmembrane transport; monoatomic ion transport. Gene Ontology annotation, cellular component: membrane. The record is from RefSeq and is a predicted model, not a curated record. Gene Ontology annotation, molecular function: monoatomic ion channel activity; malate transmembrane transporter activity.
AUGGCCACUGGGGCGGUCGCGGUCGUGCUGGCAAACACUCCCUUUCGAUUCACUGGCCUCGAUGUGAUCGCUAAGAUCUACUUCAUCCUGGAUCUUGUGUUAUUUGUUCUUUUCAAUUUCUGUAUCGCGUAUCGAUUCAUUCGACGUCCGAAAGUCUUCCUACGCUCUUUGCAUCAUCCGAAGGAGGCCCUGUUCCUCGGUGCUUACUGGGUCACGAUUGCGCUGCUUUUGAAUCUGACGCAGACCUAUGGUGUACCUAUGACGGGCCAGUGGCUAAGGACGGCUAUGCGGAUUCUCUAUUGGAUAUAUUCAGGUUGCGCGCUGUGCGUCGCCGUUUUCCAAUACGCAACGCUGUUUGUUGCGGAACGUCUACCAGUCGACAGCGCUAUGCCAGCUUGGGUGUUUCCGGUCUAUCCGUUUCUUGUCAUCGGACCAUUGGCAGCAGUAAUCACUAAAUCUCAGGACACGACAGUCGCUCUUGUCGUCUGGGUAUCUGCGAUCGCGCUGCAGGGCCUGGGAUUCACGGUGGCAAUUUUCAUGUAUUCGAUCUACGUCCAGCGCUUGAUGACGAGCAGUUUGCCGGAACCGAGCUCCCGGCCAGGCAUGUACAUCUCAGUCGGACCAGUGGCCUACACAUCGGCGGCCCUACUCAAUCUAGCCGAUCAAGCAGCGACUGUCAUUCCAGCGCACUGGCUCAGCGUCGAUACUCUAGCGGUGCCGGAUGUCAUUCGCAUUACCUUGAUUCUGGCUGGUUGUUGGUUGUGGCUGCUUGGCUUCUGGUUCUUUGCCCUCACAACUGUGGCAAUCAUUGCGGGGGCAUGCAGCAAGCAGAAGAUGGGAUUUACGUUGCAAUGGUGGGGAUUCGUCUUCCCGAACGCUGGACUGGUGCUUGCGAGUAUCAAUAUCGGAAAGGCCUUGGAAAGCGAAGGGGUCAAAGCCGUCACAAGUGCGAUGACACUGAUCUUGGUGAUAGGCUGGUUUUGCGUGGCAAUUGCGAACAUCAGGGCCGUGCUCAAGGGAAAAGUCCUGUGGGAGGGUAUGGACGAUGAUGUUGGGAUGAAGGUGGAUUGA